Molecule: messenger RNA, 921 nt
Organism: Tripterygium wilfordii
Lineage: Eukaryota; Viridiplantae; Streptophyta; Magnoliopsida; Celastrales; Celastraceae
Product: nudix hydrolase 25-like
Exons: 6
Coding region: 247-771 (174 amino acids)
Biological process (GO): ribose phosphate metabolic process; nucleoside phosphate metabolic process
Cellular component (GO): chloroplast
Molecular function (GO): guanosine-3',5'-bis(diphosphate) 3'-diphosphatase activity; bis(5'-adenosyl)-pentaphosphatase activity
Source: RefSeq, a predicted model, not a curated record
GAGGAACCUCGCAUCUUAACAUUCCUUUAUGGUGGUGGAAGGGGUGUGCGCAGGAUAAGAGUGUCACAAGCCGCAUAAGCGCACAGAGAAACUCACUAAAAAUUGGAGUAAAAAUAGUCGCCAAUUUGUCGUUGGUCAGCGUCACAUGUCGGGAAAACCCACAUCUUCUUCUUGCUUUGAUUGAUCGAUUCUCUCUGAAUUUUCUGAUUGCGAGAUAUCGUCUGUUGCGAGGAAUCAAAGGAAGGCAUGGAGGGCUGCCCCUCUGGUUAUCGCCCCAACGUUGGCAUGUGUCUCAUCAACUCUGAUAGUCGGAUCUUUGUGGCGUCGAGAUUAAAUGUUCCAGGAGCAUGGCAGAUGCCUCAGGGUGGAAUUGAAGAUGGCGAGGAGCCCAAAUCUGCAGCCAUAAGGGGAUUGCGGGAGGAAACUGGAAUAGUGUCCGCUGAAAUUGUUGCUGAGGUUCCCAAAUGGUUGACGUACGAUUUUUCCCCUGCUGUCAAGGCCAAAGUGAAUCGUCUCUGGGGAGGUGAAUGGCAUGGGCAGGCACAGAAAUGGUUCCUAAUGCGAUUGACCAAUGACGAUAGUGAGAUUAAUUUAGCGAAUGGUGAAGCAGACACGGAGUUUUCAGAGUGGAAAUGGGCGAGCCCGGAAGAAGUUAUUGAGCAGGCAGUGGAUUACAAGAGGCCUAUGUAUGAAGAAGUUAUGAGAACCUUCCGGCCUUAUUUGAAUGAAGAUGGAAAGGCUGCUAGAUCAUGUAAAUCAUCCAAGUGGUGAACUGGUGUGUUCUUGUAGUCACUUCCCUCUAGUGAUAUCCUUGACCCUCUGUUCUCCGUAAAACUUUCUCCUCUGUAAAUGGAUAUGGCAUCUAGAAUUUCAAAUUAGAUGUUUGCUGCUUCUUGUCUAUAAAAAAUAAUGCUCAUAUUA